This is a messenger RNA of Propithecus coquereli (Coquerel's sifaka), 3784 nucleotides long. It is a transcript of the gene ADNP2, whose product is annotated as ADNP homeobox 2. The record is from RefSeq and is a predicted model, not a curated record. Gene Ontology annotation, biological process: regulation of gene expression. Gene Ontology annotation, molecular function: DNA binding. Gene Ontology annotation, cellular component: nucleus. NCBI's taxonomy places the organism in Eukaryota, Metazoa, Chordata, Mammalia, Primates, Indriidae. The transcript has 2 exons. The coding region runs from base 1 to 3255 and encodes 1084 amino acids.
AUGAUCUCUUUUUUUCUCCGUUUUGAAAAGGACCUUAAAGGCUUCGAUCCAGGGGAGAAGUACUUUUAUAACACAUCGUGGGGAGAUGUUUCUCUCUGGGAACCGUCUGGAAAGAAAGUGAGAUAUCGAACAAAGCCAUACUGUUGUGGCCUCUGUAAAUACUCGACAAAAGUGCUUACUUCAUUCAAAAAUCAUUUACAUCGUUACCACGAAGAUGAGAUUGACCAAGAGCUGGUGAUCCCUUGCCCAAACUGUGUGUUUGCCUCUCAACCCAAAGUCGUGGGGAGGCACUUCAGAAUGUUCCAUGCUCCUGUUCGGAAAGUCCAGAACUACACAGUGAAUAUUUUGGGCGAAGCUAAAACAUCGAGGAGUGAUGUGAUAAGCUUUACCUGUUUAAAAUGCAACUUUUCAAACACUCUGUACUACAGCAUGAAGAAGCAUGUGCUGGUAGCCCAUUUUCACUACUUAAUUAACUCGUACUUUGGUCUGCGAACUGAGGAGGGUGAGCAGCUGAAAACUAACGAGACUCCCAUGGAGAAGAUCCCACCAUCUGACAAGUAUUAUUGUAAAAAGUGCAGUGCCAAUGCCAGCAGCCAGGAUGCAUUAAUGUAUCACAUUUUGACAUCGGAUAUACACAGGGAUUUGGAAAAUAAGCUUAGAUCUGUGAUUUCAGAACAUAUUAAGAGGACUGGACUCUUGAAGCAAAUGCAUAUUGCCCCCAAGCCAGCAGCACGUUUGGUUGUACCAACGAGCAGCAGUGCUCCGAGUGUCCCGGCCCCGCCUCCACGCUUCCAUCUGGCCUUGCCACAGAGCAGUCCGAGCCCAGCCACGGUGCAGCCGGUGACUGUGGCCCCGGGCACUCCCGGGAGCCUCACCCAUUCCCCACCAGCUGCUGCCCAGUCCCACGUGACUCUGGUCUCCAGCCCUCUGCCCGUGGGCCAGAACAGCCUCACCCUGCAGUCCUCAGCACCUCAGCCCGUCUUUCUUUCUCACGGGGUUCCGCUUCAUCAGUCUGUAAACCCUCCCGUAUUGCCCUUGAGUCAGCCAGUUGGACCCAUAAAUAAAUCUGUUGGAACUGGUGUCCUCCCCUUAAGUCCAACUGUCCGCCCUGGGGUUUUACCCCUCACCCAGCCUGUGGGGCCCAUAAGGCCUGGCGUCCUUCCUGUUAGUCCCUCUGUCACCCCGGGGGUUCUUCAGGCUGUCUCACCAGGGGUGAUUUCUGUGAGCCGGGCUGUCCCAGCAGGGGUCCUUCCUACAGGCCAGAUGACCCCUGCUGGGGUUAUCCCUGGACAGACGGCAACGUCUGGGGUUCUUCCUCCUGGUCAGAUGGUCCAGUCAGGGGUGCUCCCUGUUGGCCAGACGGCCCCGUCACGGGUUCUCCCUGCAGGCCAGGUGGUCCCAUCUGGGCUACUUUCUUCCAACCAGACGGUCUCCUCAGGUGGUGUCCCUGUGAGCCAGGGUGUGAAUUCUGGUGUUCUCCAGCUCAGUCAGCCUGUCAUGCCUGGAGUUCUCCCAGUGGGCCAGCCGGCAAGGCCUGGGGUUCUACAACUCAGCCAGCCAGUCAGUGCCAACAUUCUGCCUGUGAGCCAGCCGUUUAGACCCGGCACUUCCCAGAACACCACCUUCCUCACCUCAGGCUCUAUUCUCAGACAGCUCAUUCCCACAGGGAAACAAGUGAACGGGAUUCCGACCUACACGCUGGCCCCAGUGUCUGUCACUCUGCCGGUGCCCCCCGGAGGCGUGGCAACGGUGGCCCCACCACAGGUGCCCAUCCAGCUGCUGCCAUCGGGCACAGCAGCCCCGAUGGCUGGCUCCCUGCCCGGCAUUCCCUCGCCGUCGGUGCUGGUGAAUGCCUCCCAGAGCGUGUUCAUUCAGGCCUCUUGCUCCACGCCAGACACUAACCAGGUGCUCAAGCAGGCCAAGCAGUGGAAAACCUGCCCUGUUUGCAAUGAGCUCUUCCCCUCCAACGUCUACCAGGUCCACAUGGAGGUGGCCCACAAGCACAGCGAGUGCAGGGCUGGGGACAAGCUUGAGCCUGAGAAACUGGCAGCGUGUGCGCCAUUUCUAAAGUGGAUGAGAGAGAAGACGGUUCGCUGUCUCUCCUGUAAAUGCCUGGUCUCCGAGGAGGAGCUCAUACAUCACUUACUGAUGCAUGGCCUGGGUUGCUUGUUCUGUCCCCGCACGUUCCAUGACAUCCGAGGUCUGUCAGAGCACAGCAGGACCAUGCACCUGGGGAAGAAGAAGUUACCUGUGGAUUACAGUAACAAGGGUUUCCAAUUGGAUAUCGAUGCUAAUGGUAACCUGCUGUUCCCCCACCUUGACUUCAUUACCGUAUUGCCAAAGGAGGAGCUUGGGGAGCGGGAAGUCUACCUGGCCAUACUCGCCGGGAUACACUCCAAGUCCCUUGUGCCUGUGUAUGUGAAGGUGCGGCCUCUGGCCGAGGGCACGUCCGGCAGCCCCAGCAAGCAGGUGUUGACCUGCCCCUUCUGCUUUGGCACCUUCGUGGCGCCGGAGGCAUAUGAGCUGCACUUGAAGGAGAGGCACCACAUCAUGCCCACGGUACACACGAUUCUGAAGUCCCCUGCGUUCAAGUGCAUCCACUGCUGUGGGGUCUACACUGGGAACAUGACGCUGGCUGCCAUUGCCGUCCACCUGUUGCGCUGUAGGAGUGCCCCCAAGGACAGCGGCUCAGACCUGCAGGGCCAGCCUGACGCCGUCGAGAACAGUGAGCUGCUCUUGGUCAAUGGCGAGGUGGUCCAUGACGCCCCCUUCUCUGUGAAGAGAAAGCUGCCUGACGCCCACGUAGGGGCCGAAGACCAGAGGGGUGGGGAGGAGCCGCCUCUGGUCCUGAAAGUGGAUGCGGCCCCAGGUCCGGAAAAAGGGACGAGUGUUGUGCCUUUUAAAAGACAAAGGAAUGAAACCAGGACAGAGGGACCAGUCGUUAGCGAAGAUGCUCUUCAGAUUUUAGCAUUAGACCCUAAAAAAUAUGAAGACUGUUCUUAUGAAGAAAAAAAGCAAUUUCUUAGAGAUUAUUUCCAUAAGAGACCAUAUCCUAGUAAAAAGGAAAUAGAACUCUUAUCUUCACUCUUAUGGGUCUGGAAAAUUGAUGUGGCUUCAUUUUUUGGAAAAAGAAGGUAUAUUUGCAUGAAAGCAAUAAAAAAUCACAAGCCUUCUGUACUUUUAGGCUUUGACAUGUCUGAACUUAAAAAUGUUAAACACAGAUUGAACUUUGAGUAUGAACCACAAAACUUGUAAAAAAAAAAAAUUAGUAAAGCUAAAGUACUAGGUAAUAGUUUUUCAAUUGAGACUUUUAAAAAUGUUGUUUUCACUGCGUUGAAUUAAUCCCAGUGGUCUUUAUUGCUGCUCUUUAGACAUAUUUCAGGUGCUCAGAAAGGCUUCUAUGUAAGGAAGCGAAUAGUUCUUUCAGAUUUAUUGUAACAGUUAUUUUCAGUUUUUCCCUCUGUCAUGCAAAUCAAAUCUUUUGAUAUUUCAUGCACGCCUUGUUUUCCCAGCAGCGUCAGUUGUCAUAUGAUAAAAAACCUGAAAUCUACAAAUGUUUUUUUCAUUUAAGGAAAUUUCAGCCUGUUUCAGAAUACUUGAUGAACUGCAGCUAGAGCAUCGAUCUCCCUCAGCUUUGCGGGCAGCAGCCGCGAUGCAGGGAAUGGUGAGAGAUGCGGGUGCUAGUCCCGUGGUGUGCGUGGCUCCCUGAGGGCGCACUACAGUAACUCUUGCUGAUUUCUUCUUUGAAAGUUAUUUACUUAUUCGAUUGCAGUUUUGAUCUACA